Messenger RNA from Pectinophora gossypiella (pink bollworm), 1412 nucleotides. Its product is annotated as WD repeat-containing protein 55 homolog. The record is from RefSeq and is a predicted model, not a curated record. The coding region runs from base 135 to 1373 and encodes 412 amino acids. Gene Ontology annotation, molecular function: protein binding. The transcript has 5 exons. NCBI's taxonomy places the organism in Eukaryota, Metazoa, Arthropoda, Insecta, Lepidoptera, Gelechiidae.
UAUUAUAUUCUAUGUUAGUCGAGUUGCAAAGAAAAGAAUACCUAUUUAAUGUUUUUUGUUUUAUUAGAAUCAGAAAAUAUAAUAACAUUGUAUUUUACCUACAUUAUACAUACGCUACAACUUAACAUUAUAAAAUGACGUUAAGUUUCCGUGGAUUUGAAAAGAAUUCAUCCGACGAAAGUGAUAGCGACUCUGGUGAAGAUUUUGAAGAAUUCAAUGAAAAUGAUAGUGCAGACAGCAUACAAGAUGAAGAAGAAAAUAUGUCUGAUGAUGAAGCUGCAACCACAAUGGACAAUGAAACUAAAAAUGGUGAUGAUGACGAAGAUGAAGUAGUAAAAGCUAUCAAAGCAGAAAAGAAUAAGCAACGAGACCAUCCUCCUACUAUUACAUGUGAUGAUUUCAUUGUUGACAUUUCAUUCAAUCCAUCCAGAAAUUUGAUAGCUUUAGCAAACAUUGUGGGAGAUAUUUUAUUAUAUGAAUACAAUACUGAAGAAACGAAAUUAGUUAACACACUGGAAUUACAUUUGAAAGCUUGUAGAGAUGUAGAAUUUGACAUUGACGGUACUACUAUGUAUUCAACUGCAAAGGACAAGGUUAUUAUGGCUGUUGAUGUAGAAACUGGAAAAUUAAAGAAAUGUAUUGAAGAUGCACAUGAAGAACCAGUAUACAGUUUAAAAUGUUUAGAUGACAAUAAAAUUGUUACAGGUGAUGAUGGAGGAACUGUAAAACUUUGGGACAUAAGAAAGCCAGAUCCAGUAUUCACACUUAAAAUUGGAGAUGAACAUGUUUCUGAUAUGAUAACUAAUGAUGCUCAGAAGUAUUUAGUGUGUGCAGGGGGUGAUGGUGUUCUUACAACCAUUGACUUAAAGGGAAGUAAGAUAUACACAACAUCUGAGGAAUAUGAUUCUGAACUGACAUGCAUGGGAUUAUUCAGAUCAGACAGUAAAUUACUGGUUGGGUCUUCAAAAGGAAAAUUUUAUCUAUUUAAUUGGAAAGAAUUUGGUUAUCACAGUGAUGAGUAUCUUGGUCAAAAACACUCAAUCCAAUGUAUGGUGCCCAUAACUCAGAAUAUAGUAGUUACUUCUGGUGAAGAUGGAGUACUGAGAGCUGCACACAUGUUUCCACAACGUCAACUUGGGAUUGUGGGGCAGCAUCGUCUGCCUGUGGAACGUCUUGAUAUAAGCCAUGAUGGACAAUUCAUUGCUUCAUGCUCACAUGAUAAUGAUGUGAAAUUUUGGAAUAUUUCAUAUUUUGAGUCUAUUGAUUCCAUUAUUGAUGUAAAUCACAAGCAAAACAAAAAGAAGGAUAUGAGUAACAAUCUACCAUCAAGCAGUGUAAAAAAUGCGGCAGAUUUUUUUUCUGGCUUAGCUUAAUAUUUAUUACGCGGCACAGGGUCCAAGCUGCGCGCGCCG